Mesorhabditis spiculigera is the source of this 708-nucleotide messenger RNA. NCBI's taxonomy places the organism in Eukaryota, Metazoa, Nematoda, Chromadorea, Rhabditida, Rhabditidae. The record is from the annotation of a GenBank genome assembly.
AUGGCGUUCAAAUCGACGCGAGGCAACUUUCUGCCGUCCAUUCAGCUGCCAUGGCGUCGACAGAAGCUGAUCGCAAAGGAUACCUCCAUAUUCCCACCAAUCAUUCGAAUGGUCCCGCUUGAGAUUCCGACGUGGGCUGGGCUGUGGCGUGACGCGUUGUGGUGGCCGUCAUUUCUGGUGUUAUGCAGCGUGGUGAUUGUGGCAUUGUUGGUGUACAGUGUCGGAUUGUGUCGCCAGAUGGGGAGGAGACUCGUAGGCCAUCACAUGUAUCCGGACGUACUCAUCGAGCAGGUCUACGGCGCUUCACUCUUCAGCAUCUCGUGCCUUAUGUUCAUGAUCUUCUCCGCGAUGUCCCAUCAGCUGUCCUAUCUCUUCCUCCGCAGCAUCGAACUCCACCGCGCGGUUGAAGUCGUCGGAGAUGAGAACGCAGACCGUAACAAGCGCGACUGGUACUGCCACUUCAACUCGGAGCUGCAGCCCUGGGACGAGCAGGCGGCCGACGUCGUCGAGUACGUCGAAUGGGAGGCCAAAAAGCGCGCCUCCGCCGAGCGGAAGAGCGGCAAAACGGAGCAGAAACGGAAACGGGCAAAGCGACUCGGGAAACCGUGGCAAAUGAUGAGUGUCGUGAAGAGGGGAUUGGCUCGUAGGCCGAGACAGGGGAUGAACGACGCCAUGGCCAAGCUGCUGCCCCGGAAGAGCGCUACGCGA